Messenger RNA from Cherax quadricarinatus, 757 nucleotides. The record is from RefSeq and is a predicted model, not a curated record. NCBI's taxonomy places the organism in Eukaryota, Metazoa, Arthropoda, Malacostraca, Decapoda, Parastacidae.
AGAGAGCUGCAAGAGGGGCCACCAGAGGACACUGAUGCUACUGAACAAACUCUUGUGAAGCCAAGUUGGGGCUGCCGUCUGGCGGGGUUCUGCCUAAACAAGGAUAAACUCAUUGUUGGUGGUAAACUACAUGUGGAGCGCCAAGGUUGGGACGGAGCGGCAAACAUUGAUGAGUUUACCGGAGGGAAGAUAGCAUACGUGGACCUUUCGAGUCCCGUCAACCUCGGAGGUCCUUUUGACUGGGUGAUGAGCCUGGAGGUGGGCGAACACAUCCCUCAGUCAGGAGAGAAGAAUUUUGUAGACAACCUCGUUAAACAUGCGUGUGUAGGUGUGGUGUUGUCAUGGGCAGUGCUAGGACAAGGGGGACACGCCCAUGUCAACUGCCGCUCCAACGACCACGUCAGGAAGGAAAUGCUGUCCCGGGGUCUCGUGACGGACAAGGAAGCUGAGGAGAACCUGAGAGCUCUGGUCGAGGUCUCAUAUUUUAAGAACACUCUCAUGGUUUUCAAGUACCCGAAGAAGAGGUGUUGAAUUCCACCUGUUCCCAUGAACAGACUCCAUUCCUGUAUACUCAUCUCCUUUACUCACCUUUUCCCUCUUCCUAUUCCUUCUAUUCUCUGUAUCUAGUGGAACUCACCCGAGAUGAUAUCCACCAGACCUGAUAUAUACACUGAGAUGUACUCACCUAGUUGUACUCACCUAGUUGAGGUUGCAGGGGUCGAGUCCAAGCUCCUGGCCCCGCCUCUUCACUGGUCGC